Molecule: messenger RNA, 984 nt
Organism: Heterostelium album PN500
Lineage: Eukaryota; Evosea; Eumycetozoa; Acytosteliales; Acytosteliaceae
Exons: 6
Coding region: 1-984 (327 amino acids)
Source: RefSeq, a predicted model, not a curated record
AUGAAUAAUAGUUUUAUAUUUUUUUUAUUAUUAUUAUUGAUAGUUGAUGUCAAAACACAGAAUUGUGCUUUUUAUAAUGUAGAUACACAGAAACUAUAUAAUUUCAAUGCUUUAACAGGUCAAUAUUUUGGAUCAUAUCAAGGAUAUAAUUAUUACUUUAAUAUUUGUGGUACUUCUACUCAGUGCGCUAACAGUGGUUUAACGGAUUCAGCGGUGUGCUUAACUUCAUCGUCAGGCAAUUCCGGCUAUAUUAGUGCUGGUCGAGUCGACCAUUUAAAGGUUCUACCAUUAGAUGGAUUCCAAGGUGGAAAGAUUGAAUAUUCAGAUGGAUUAUGGUGUUAUGAUGUACCGUCAAUCAAUAGAACUACGACGAUAGAGAUGUACUGUGCAUUUGGUCAAGAUACAAUAAUCGAUCGUGUCUAUGCAAAGUCUACUUGCAACUAUGUAAUAUCAAUCUCAAAUACUUUAAUGAAAACAUUAAAAGUUGUCUUUGUUAUAUAUAUUAUUACAACAUAUAUAUCUAUUAUAAAUGGUAAUAGUUGCGCUUUUUACGAUACCUCUACAGGAAAACUAUAUAAUUUCAAUGCAUUGAGUGGUCAAUAUUUUAAAACUGUCCAGGGUUAUGAUUAUUUCUUUAAUAUUUGUGGGUAUGCAACGCAUUGUGUCAAUAACGGCAAUCCGGGUGCUGCCUGCUGCCAAAAUCCAUCGCCACCCAGACCCAAUUCAUACACUAGUUGUGGUCAACUAAAUCAAAUUUCUUUUCUUCCACUUGAUGAUGGUGGCGAAGGUGGUGUGAUUAAGUAUUCAGGUGGACUGUGGUGCUACGCUGUGCCCAAUAUCAAUAGAUCGUUGACUAUCCAGUUGAAUUGUAAACGAGAUCAAGAGACAACGAUUACUAGACUCUACCAGAAGUCGACUUGUGUUUAUGUCGUUGAGAUCACCAGUAAAUAUGCUUGUCCAGUCGACAUUAGAUAUGGUUUCUAG